This is a messenger RNA of Pterocles gutturalis (yellow-throated sandgrouse), 856 nucleotides long. It is a transcript of the gene LACTB2, whose product is annotated as lactamase, beta 2. The record is from RefSeq and is a predicted model, not a curated record. Gene Ontology annotation, cellular component: mitochondrial matrix. Gene Ontology annotation, molecular function: RNA endonuclease activity; single-stranded RNA binding. The transcript has 6 exons. The annotation marks the transcript as partial. NCBI's taxonomy places the organism in Eukaryota, Metazoa, Chordata, Aves, Pterocliformes, Pteroclidae.
GAGAGUCCUUAUUGACACGGGGGAGCCAGCUAUUCCUGAGUAUAUUGGCUGUUUGAAGCAGGCACUGGCAGAGUUCAGCUCCUCUAUUCAAGAAAUUUUAGUGACACACUGGCAUCGUGAUCAUACUGGUGGAAUACCCGAUAUCUGCAAAAACAUCCCGAACGAUUCUGAAUAUCGCAUCUCUAAGCUUCCUCGUGUCCCUCAGCGUGAAGAAAUAAUAGAAGGAGGACAUAAAUAUCUUUAUCUUAAAGAGGGAGAUGUGAUACAGACAGAGGGAGCGACACUCAGAGUGUUGUAUACACCUGGACAUACUGAUGAUCAUAUGGUUUUAUAUCUAGAAGAAGAAAAUGCUGUAUUUUCCGGUGACUGUAUUUUAGGGGAAGGAACAACAGUAAUUGAAGACCUGUAUGAUUACAUGAAAACUUUGAAAAGGUUGUUACAAAUGAACCUAGAUUUAAUAUAUCCCGGUCAUGGCCCAGUAGUGCGUGACACGAAUGCUAGAAUCCAAGGCUAUAUUUCUCACCGAAUGGCACGGGAACAACAAAUUCUAAAUGUUUUCCAGAAUAAUGCUGGAAAAUCAUAUACAUCCUCGGAGCUUGUAAAGAUAGUAUACAAGGAGAUCCCUGAAAAUUUACUUCUAGCAGCAGAAAAUAACCUCCUAGUCCACUUGAAGAAGUUGGAAAAAGAAGGAAAAGUGUUACAUGAGGCAUCUCCCAACGUCAGAUGGAAAAACAAUUUAUAAGUUAUGCAAGAUUGUUCAAUAAUAUUUUUAAUCUGCACAGUUGCUGCAUGAAAAAAUAUUAAUUAUGAGCUCAGAUGAUAUGUAAAAUAAAAACUAAUUCUUUUUUUUUUUUUA